Echinostoma caproni is the source of this 573-nucleotide messenger RNA. The record is from the annotation of a GenBank genome assembly. Lineage: Eukaryota; Metazoa; Platyhelminthes; Trematoda; Plagiorchiida; Echinostomatidae.
AUGGGCCGUAUCCGUAACGUAUGCCGAAUGCCCGAGUGCAACCUGAUCGACUCCCAUAUCGCAACGGCAGAUGAGAACUCCAACCCAAUCUACACGCUGCAGACCACUGAACCCAGCGGCCAGUUCGUGUUCGCCCCACUGAGGUUAGAGUCUGGUGUGGAGCAUCGAUUCAUCAUGGGCACAGGAAGCAGCGAAUCAAUCCUACCGAAAUCAGCACUCAAUGCGAUUUGUUCUAAUGCUGUUCUAGUCCCGACUUCUGUACGCAUUCAUGGGGUUACUGGCCAUCAGUUGCAAUUGCUUGGCGAAACGAUGUUUUGCGUUCAAUCUGAAUCCAACGUAUCAAUCCCAAUCCGAUUCCUGAUAUCAGCCCACAUUCCGUCUAUUCUGGGCCUUCGAGCAAUGCGGCUACUACAAUCACCUCACAUCUUCCAACAUUUGAUUGUACAGUGUUCCGGUAACGUUGGUGGCAUGAAAGUACCGUCGGUGAAGUUGGAAGUGGACGGUGAACCUAUUUUCUUAAAACGACGCGUCCUCCAAUACGGUCAACGGGAAGGUGUCCUGAAAGCAUUAUAG